CAGCUUCGUUUCGGACAAAGAUUUUUAAUAUUUUAGAGAUGCCUUACCCCUUAAUUUUUCCUGUUGGUUGGGGACUUGGUUACCUGGUCACAACAGGAAUGAAGAAAUUGUUUGACCACUACCUGCCAGAAAAGGACUUGGACCAGGGUGCCACUCAGGACGAGACCGCUUCAUUUGGGAACGAACCUACAACGGUUCCCCAAGACCAAACUGACCCGGCUGGGUCAGUUUCUCUUGAAGAGGAGCCAGUUUUCUUCGAAGACACUGAGAUUAAUUCGACGGAGAUUUCAGAAGACAGUACAGAGGACGAGACCACUUCAUUUGGGAACGAACCUACAACGGUUCCCCAACACCAAACUGACCCGGCUGGGUCAGUUUCUCUUGAAGACGAGCCAGUUGACUCCGAAGACACUGAGAUUAAUUCGACGGAGAUUUCACAACGCAGUACAAAGGACGAGAGCACUUCCAUUGGGAAUGAACUUUCAAUGGUUCCCCAAGACCAAACUGACCCGGCUGGGUCAGUUUGGUCUGUCAACCAGAAAGUCGACUGUGAAGCCUCUACAGUGGAUUUGACUAAGACAUCGUCUCUCGACGCAACUCAGGAUGUGAGUUCAGUCUUUGGGAACAAUUUGCCCGUUGUUCCCAAAGAAAAAACUGACCCGGCUGGGAAAGUUUUUUCGGGGACUGAACUCGCAGAGAAACCUCUGAUGAUCGACGGCACAUUUUCCAGCUCCUCUGACAUGAAGAGUUCCUCGGACGAGGAAUUCAUUUCAGAGGGACGAACACUUUACAAUGAAAACAGAGUCCGAGAUCUGUCUGUGAACCCAUUGUUAAGGCGCAGGGUUACUGUAGAUCCUGAAUUAGACUGCACCCCAGAAGGGGAAGCUGGUUUGACGGACAGGAUCAGCAAUGAAACCCCACCAAAUGAUGGUUCAACGUUUCCCAAAGACAAAACUACCCCAGCCGGGGUAGUCGUCUCUCAGGACGAGAGAAAAGUCUUGGGAAACCAGUACUGCACUGUUCCUCAACAACAAACUGACCCGGAUGGGAAAGUUGUACAUGAGGAACAAAGCAGGUUGAGACAGACAGAGGGUGACAUCUGUAGAUUUGUAAACAGAUUCAAUAACAGCUGGAUGAGUGCCGGUUUUCAGAGUGUUCUCCACCUGAGCGUCACCAGACGGUGUCUGGCCCAGAGACACCUGUUCAAAGAGGCUUCGUCAAUCCCAAACUGUGCCUCUCUGAUCCACACUGCCGUCCACCGACCAGGAUAUUUGUUUUCCCCAACAGAAAUCUCCCCAGUUCUGAUGGAACUGAGGGAGAGAGAACCGUCACCAGACGUGGGGAAACAAUAUGAAAUAUCUUGUUUACUGGAGUCUGUUCUUGUCUGGCUCGACUCAUACGGUGGCAGCACUGAUCGAGAAAUGUACUGCACAAACACCUGCAGUGAUUGUGGAACAUCUUUCUUACAGAUCCUAAAUAACGGCCCUAUCGUUGUGCUGCCGACCUCGACUACACUUAACGACACUGUUUCUUUAUUUAACAACUGGAUAAAUAUGUGGCGCCCGCCUUCUUGUUCCAGUUGCAGGUCCGGCUUAGAUCGUAAAAACAUCCUGAACAACAACCAAGUGAUUGUUUUGUUUCUGCCACAGUGGGUCACUAGAAAAUACCCAGUGGUUCCCAAUCCAGUCAUGGAGGUACCAGGAGAAAGUGGAACUGAGGUGUACUGUCUGUCGUCCGUCAUCUGUAGAGAUGCUGAAUCAGCUAAUUUCUACACCUAUUUGAUUCAGGGACGACAGACAGUAAAGGUGGUGGAUGAGUAUGUCCUCACUGCUGGUAAAUCCUGCAGUGAGGACAUGAAUGAAAGGGGAUUUAUUUAUGUCUAUGAGAAGCGAGGGAAUGUAGAAGAACCCCACAGUGACCACCUAAACACACCUAGUGUGACAUUUUCUCCUGGCCCUCCUCUCCAGAAUGAUGAAGAAAGUUCUGGAGAGGAGCCAGAACCUCCAAGUCUGGAAGAACAGAAUAACGCAGAGGACGAAACAAGCGGCCAUUUUGAGGAAGAAGAAAGUGAAUGACUCUGACACAAAGACAAUUAGCAACACAGCAAGGUGUUUGGAGAAGCGACAAGGAAAUCGGGAGCAUCAGAAAUGAAGAGGAGGUGGAAAGGACAAAUCAAGAAGGGACACAGGGAUUAAAUAUCUAACAUUCUGAGAUCUGAAAGGAGAGACAACAGAAAGAAAACCAGAAGAAGUAACUCAAGCUUGUUUGACGCUACUCUGCCAUUCCUUUA
Messenger RNA from Gambusia affinis (western mosquitofish), 2290 nucleotides. RefSeq lists its product as uncharacterized. The transcript has 2 exons. The coding region runs from base 39 to 2075 and encodes 678 amino acids. The record is from RefSeq and is a predicted model, not a curated record. Lineage: Eukaryota; Metazoa; Chordata; Actinopteri; Cyprinodontiformes; Poeciliidae.